This is a messenger RNA of Solanum pennellii, 1953 nucleotides long. RefSeq lists its product as uncharacterized. The record is from RefSeq and is a predicted model, not a curated record. The transcript is spliced from 2 exons. Bases 167 to 1648 code for a protein of 493 amino acids. Lineage: Eukaryota; Viridiplantae; Streptophyta; Magnoliopsida; Solanales; Solanaceae.
AUAGCUUGAAAUCAAAUCACUCAUUCCAAAAACUUUCUUCAUCACUCUCUCUAUACUUUUCCUUAGCAUUAAGACUUCUCCUCAUCCAUCAUCUCAUCUUCUUUUCACAUUUUGCAACAUAAAACAACAUCCAAAGACAAACCAAAACUUCCUCUUUUUUUCUUCAAUGGGAGACAACACAUCUCCUAACACCUCAAAAAAACAGAAAAAAGACACUGAAGUUCCACAAAACCAUGCAAAACAUACUAAGUUUUAUAACCAUUUUCUCUUCAAAGCUUCACUUCUUGUGAUUUUUCUUGUUGUGCUUCCACUUUUCACCUCAGAAGCUCCUGAUUUCAUCAACCAAACUCUUCAAACAAGAAGUUGGGAAGUUCUUCAGCUUAUAUUUGUUGGCAUAGCUGUUUCAUAUGGACUUUUUAGCAAAAAAAGUGAUGAAACAGACAAGGAACAACAUAACACAAAGUUUGAUAAUGCUCAAUCCUAUGUAUCAGGAUUACUUCAUGUCUCAUCUGUUUUCGAUGAUGAUGAUACCGAUAAUCAUGAUGAAAACAAAGUUCAAACUUGGAAUAAUCAGUACCAUAGAGGUAAAAAUCCUGUUGUAGUAGAAAACCAUAGCCUUAAUGCACAGAGAGCUACUAAUUCAAGAAUUGGCGAAAAGCCUCUUCUUUUACCUAUUCGAAGCUUGAAAUCGCGUGUUCUUGAUGAUCAUUCGGGAGAAAGUAAUGGAUUAAGUUCAAAAUCAAGAAAUGGGGAUUUUUUAGUGUCAAGUCCUAAGAAAUUGGUGGAGAGUUUAGAGGAAAAUGUUGUUCGUCCAUCGCCUAUUCCAUGGCGAUCAAGAUCAGCAAGAAACAUGGAAAUGAAAGAAGAUGGUGAUUUAGUUAAAAAGAUUGAACCUUUUUCUUUAAGGUCUCAAUCUUUUAGAUUACCUAAGAAUAGUAAUAACUCAAAUAAUUCCUCUUCACCAAGAACUCUUUCUCCUUCACAAUCAAGAAAAUUGUCCUUUUCACCAGAAUCACAAUCCAAGAUUGUUAAUGAAGAUGUAGUGAGAAAGAAAAGCUUUCGUAAAUCGAAUCCUCCUCCACCUCCACCACCACCGCCACCACCACCACCACCACAUUUCUUCUAUAAGAUGAGAUCAACCUCUAGUGUUACAAAUGACAAUGUAAUAUCAUCUGAUAAGGAAUUGAGGAGAAGCAUAAGGAGUGUGCCAAUGGGUGAAAAGGUCCAAACACCAAGAAAAGCAUAUUCAGCAACAACAACAGAGUUGAGGCCAUUCAUUGGAACAAAAGAAUUCACAUGUCCUGAAGAAGCAUUUAUAGGAACAACUGAUAAAAUGAUGCAUGAAAGUUACAACUUUUCGACAAGAUCAAGAUUUAUGGAAUUCCCAAAUGAAGAGAAGAAAGAAUAUGUUGAGAAAUUCCUUGUGGAAAGUGAUCAAGAGGACUCAGAGAGUGGUAGUGAAGAUUAUGAUUACUUUGAAGAAAACGCGGAGAAAACAGAAACUGAAACUCAGAGUGAUCAUGAAGGACCAGAUGUUGAUAAGAAAGCUGAUGAGUUUAUCGCCAAGUUUAGGGAGCAAAUUAGGCUUCAGAGAAUUGAAUCCAUAAGAAGAUCAGCAGGGCAAACUACAAGAAACCUUCUUUCUUAACAACAACAACCACGUCUGGGAAGAGUGAUGUGUAUGCAGUCUUACUCCGAGUGGAAGUAGAGAAAGUUAUUUUCGAUAGACUCUUGGAACAGGUAAAACAUAUCAAAAUCAGCAUGAAAGUGAAUACUAUAUAGUGAAGAAAACAUAUGACGGAGAAAAGCAAAUAGUACGAUAACUAGGGGUGGGCAUAAAUACCAGAAAACCGAAUCGAAUUGAAAAAUUUUGGUUUCGAUUCUUUUUUUCGGUUUGGUUUGGAGUUUGGUGUAAGGGUUCUGAAACUACGGUCCGAAGUUUUAUUAAAUAAA